AUGGCGUCGAAUCUCCUGAAAGCACUUAUCCGAUCGCAGAUUCUUCCAUCUUCGAGGAGGAACUUUAGUGUUGCUGCCACUCAAAUCGGCAUUCCUACAGACGAUCUAGUCGGCAAUCACACCGCCAAAUGGAUGCAGGAUAGAAGCAAGAAGUCUCCAAUGGAACUGAUCAAUGAGGUUCCUCCUAUCAAAGUUGAUGGAAGGAUUGCUGCUUGUGAAGGAGACACUAAUCCGGCCCUCGGUCAUCCAAUCGAGUUCAUAUGCCUUGACCUAGAUGAGCCAGCGAUCUGCAAGUACUGUGGCCUUCGUUACGUACAAGAUCAUCAUCACUAA
This is a messenger RNA of Microthlaspi erraticum, 333 nucleotides long. The record is from the annotation of a GenBank genome assembly. Lineage: Eukaryota; Viridiplantae; Streptophyta; Magnoliopsida; Brassicales; Brassicaceae.